UACUUCGCUGAUGUUCUGUGAGGUGAUAGUAUCUUUGAUUUUCGAUAGUUUUUCUAGAGAAUUUUCCUCGAAAUUUGCGAUUCGUCGACAUUCUCCAAUCAACUGUGGGAUCUAGAAUAAUAACCGCGCACAUCUGUACAUGCACAGACUUUAGUCAGGCGUUACGUCACUAGCAGCUGACUGCCGAAGUGAUUUUAAGUGAAUUUGAAGCAAUGGCGUCCCAAGCCUCACCGCACAAGCCGAAAGAUCUGCAUUUACCGUUAUCCCGAGUGAAAACAAUAAUGAAAAGUUCUCCAUACGUUGAGACCGUCGGACAGGACUGUUUAUUCCUUGUUGCCAAAGCAACGGAAUUAUUUAUUCACCAUUUGACGGUUGAGGCUCACCGUCAAGGAAACAAGAGUGGCAGUUUGGACUAUAAGAACUUGGCUGAGGUUGUGCAAACAAGCGAAACACUAGAAUUCCUUCGAGAGAUAGUACCGCGGAAGAUUACAGUGAGGGAAUUCAAGGAAAUGAUGGCUAAGAAAAAUCCAGUUUCAUCUGAUAGCAGCUCAUCAGAAAGUUCAUCCGACUCUGAUAGUGACAGUGAAUCUGAUAGUACUUCUUCACACGACGACGGAGCUAAGAAAAGAAACGGAAACGGGGAUGCCAACGUUUCCAGUAGUUCUAGUGACGAGUCUGUUAACAAAGAUGCUAGCAACAAGGAAAAUGGACAAAAUCAAUCCAGCGACAGUGAAGAAGAUUCAAAUGAGGGGUAGAAUUUUAAAGUUAGUUUUGAUAUUGAGUAAUCAUUAAGUUAGGUUUAGGCACUAAAAUCUGGAGCAGAAUCUGAAACAGUUGAAAUUCAACUAUAUCAAGGUCAAAAAAUUAAUUUUUUUCUGACUAGAUAUUAUGCCCAAAGAAAAGGAUAAGGUUUAUAACUAGGAUCAUU
Diprion similis is the source of this 928-nucleotide messenger RNA. It is a transcript of the gene Chrac-16, whose product is annotated as chromatin accessibility complex protein 1-like. The transcript has 2 exons. The record is from RefSeq and is a predicted model, not a curated record. Lineage: Eukaryota; Metazoa; Arthropoda; Insecta; Hymenoptera; Diprionidae. The coding region runs from base 213 to 755 and encodes 180 amino acids. Gene Ontology annotation, molecular function: protein heterodimerization activity. Gene Ontology annotation, cellular component: nucleus; CHRAC.